Messenger RNA from Cyclopterus lumpus (lumpfish), 1458 nucleotides. RefSeq names its product thymidine phosphorylase (gene tymp). Gene Ontology annotation, biological process: pyrimidine nucleoside metabolic process; pyrimidine nucleobase metabolic process. Gene Ontology annotation, cellular component: cytosol. Lineage: Eukaryota; Metazoa; Chordata; Actinopteri; Perciformes; Cyclopteridae. The record is from RefSeq and is a predicted model, not a curated record. The coding region runs from base 20 to 1363 and encodes 447 amino acids. Gene Ontology annotation, molecular function: pyrimidine-nucleoside phosphorylase activity; 1,4-alpha-oligoglucan phosphorylase activity. The transcript has 10 exons.
AUCAACACCAGAGAAAGACAUGGCGUCCAUCCCAGAUCUGAUCAAGAAGAAGAGAGACGGAGGAGCGCUGAGUGACGAGGAGAUCCGAACCUUCGUUCACGCCGUCGCCACCGACGCCAUCGAAGAGAGUCAGAUAGGGGCCAUGCUGAUGGCCAUCUGGCUGAAGGGAAUGGUCCAGGAGGAGAUCGAGACCCUGACCAGGGAGAUGAUGUCAUCGGGGGAAGUGAUGUCGUGGCCAGAGGAGUGGGCGGGGCUAAUGGUUGACAAACACUCAACGGGAGGCGUGGGAGAUAAAGUCAGUCUGGUGUUGGCGCCGGCGCUCGCUGCCUGCGGCUGUAAGGUGCCGAUGAUCAGUGGGCGGGGCUUGGCUCACACAGGAGGAACUCUGGACAAGCUGGAGUCGAUUCCAGGUUUCAACGUCCACCAAUCAGCAGCUCAGAUCCUGGUGAUCCUGCGCUCAGUGGGCUGUUGCAUUGUGGGUCAGACGGAGACGUUGGUCCCGGCAGAUCGAGUCCUGUACGCUCGGCGGGACACGACCAGCACCGUAGACAGCCUCCCACUCAUUGCUGGCUCCAUCAUCUCAAAGAAAGGGGCGGAGUCUCUGUCCGCUCUGGUUCUGGAUGUGAAGUUUGGACUCGCUGCUCUUUAUAAAGACCUGGACGGCGCUAAAGAACUCGCCCAGUUAUUAGUGAAGGUGGGCAACGCUCUGGGUGUUCGCACGGCGGCGCUCCUCAGCAGGAUGGACGCUCCGAUUGGUCGAUACGUGGGCAACAGUCUGGAGGUGAUCGAGUCUCUGGAGACGCUGAAGGGGAGAGGACCCGACGACCUCAUGGAGCUGGUCACAACUCUGGGCGGCCUCUUGCUGGAGAUGACUGGCUUGGCGUCCGACCUAUCAGAGGGAAGAAGGCAGAUUUCUGACGCUGUGAUUGGUGGAGCGGCUCUGUCCAAGUUCCAGGCCAUGAUGCAGGCUCAGGGCGUGGCCAAUGAGACGGCUCGGUCGCUAUGCUCCGCCCACACAGACUACUACGGUGUCCUUAGAAGGUCUGAGCACCAGAUGGAACUGAAGACGCCUGCAGAUGGUGUCGUCGUGGAUGUCGCUGGUUUGACGUUGGCCGAAGUUCUUCAUAAAUUGGGGGCGGGACGAUCGAGCGUCGGAGGACCUGUCAAUCACAGCGUAGGGGCGGAGCUACUGGUGUCGCUCGGUCAGAGGGUCAAGAAAGGUGAAUCCUGGCUGCGGCUCCACUACGAGGUUCCGGUUCCGAGUCCAGACCAGAUCAAUCGACUGCAGAGCGGUCUGACUCUGGGGUCACGUGACCACGACACGCCAACACGGACUUUAGUGGAAGAGCUCCUGUUUCAGUGACCUUCUUUAUACCAUAACUUUAUGUUCUGCUGCUAGUUUACUCUAUAAUAACACAUUAAUUAUUUGUUUGUUAUAUCUUAUAUUAAUCACCUGAA